Messenger RNA from Triplophysa rosa, 8108 nucleotides. It is a transcript of the gene dlg5a, whose product is annotated as discs, large homolog 5a (Drosophila). Gene Ontology annotation, biological process: regulation of apoptotic process. Gene Ontology annotation, molecular function: protein binding. The transcript is spliced from 34 exons. NCBI's taxonomy places the organism in Eukaryota, Metazoa, Chordata, Actinopteri, Cypriniformes, Nemacheilidae. The record is from RefSeq and is a predicted model, not a curated record. Bases 441 to 6440 code for a protein of 1999 amino acids.
UGAUUGACAGCAGGCAGCAGCUGCUGAGAUACCGAGACAUGGCGGAGCGUACAGUUUGAGAAGGUAACGCCAGAAGAGUUGCGCUACUUGUGCUCACACUCGAGUCCGCACAUCGCCAAAUAAAUGGCCGGGAAGAAACUCUAAACGCAGACCAGCGUGCAUUCCUCUGAAAAUGGACGAAGUUGCCUUGCGUAGGUGAUCCGGAGACAUGUAUCGCUGUUUAGUGCAGUCAACAGCCUUGGGCGACAAACAUGGCUUCUGUGCCUUUCUCAUGUUUGUAAUGAAAAAGCGCUUUAUUGGGCCGACAGAUCUCGCUCAGAUCCUACAAGUGAGUCGAUAGAGAGAAGUUCCUGCCGCAUUCGUCGGGUUCGUGUUGGGGAAUCGGGUGCACGGGGAUUGCGCGGUGCUAGCUAGUUAGCUAGGGAACUGGAGGAACUGCAAUGGAGCCCAAGCACAAAGAGUUACUACACCAGUGCCACCAGAACUUACUGGAGUCCAUCACGGAUCCGGACCCGCUCAUAGAGCUGCUGGGGAAAUCGGGAACCCUCAGCGACCUGGAGACGCUCGAGCUGGACCAGAACUGCUCCUCGAGCGCGGAGAAAGUGGAGCAGCUCCUGAAGAUGCUCGUGAACAAGCAGACCGACCAUUUCCUGGAGCUGUGUGUGGCCCUGGAGAAGACAUACCCUCACCUGUACUCUGCGAUCUUCACUAACGGUGGAGGACCUGCAGAACACUCCGGGUCCACAUACAGCGUGCUGUCCACGAUGCCAUCAGACUCCGAGAGCAGCAGUUCCCUCAGCAGCGUCGGGACCAAAGCCUCAUCACCUCCACCUGCACUCGGUUCAUCACCUCCACCUGCGCUCGGUGACACCCGGCCAGCCAGCGAGAACCUGGACACCAUCCUGUUCCAGCUGAGGCAAGUCACCAGGGAACGGGAUGAACUCCGCAAACGAUUGGCUCUCGCCUCACCUGGCACCACCUUCGAUGACUGCAGGCCAAAUUCCAAACCUGGUCAUGACUACGAGCGUCUGAAAACGCAGUGCAUGAAGGCCAUGGCAGACCUGCAGUCUCUGCAGAACCAGCACACCAAGACUCUGAAGAGGUGUGAGGAGACCGUGAAGGAAGCCGACUAUUACCACAUGCAGCACAGUCGUCUCCUCAGCGAUCAGUCUCAGCUCAGGGAAGAGAUGGAGGUUCUGAAGAGGGAGAACGCUAAGCUGGUUCGGGAACACAACCAUCUGAAGCAGAGCUGUGAGGAGCUCCGGAGGCUUCACUCUGAAGAUCAGCGCGAGGUGGCCGACAUGAGGCUUCAGCAGCAGCAGGUAAUCCGAGAGAACGGCUCAUCUGAGGUGUUGAAUAAGCUCUAUGACACAGCCAUGGACAAGCUGGAGGGUGUGAGGAAAGAAUACGACGCCUUGAGCAAACGGUACAGCGAGAAAGUGGCCAGUCACAACACAGAUCUGAGCCGACUGGAGCAGGUGGAGGAGGAGAACAGACGCUUGCAGAAACAAAUAGAUGCUUUGCUGAAACAGCGCGACACGGCCAUCCAGUACCAACAACAGUGGACCACAUCUAUGAGACGGUUUGACUCCGUGCAGCAGGAGUUGAGUAAAGCCUCAGCCCAGAACAAAGAGCUACAGAGGGAGAUGGAGAGACUCCAGUCGGAGGUGACGCGCUACAAGAACUUCCAGCUGAAGGCCGUGAAGGAUGCUGAGAAGUUUAAAGAGGAGCGAGAUUCGGUGUUUAAUGAAUACAGACUGAUCAUGAGCGAGCGGGACCAGGUCAUUAAAGAGGUGGACAAACUACAGACGGAGCUGGAAGCUGCAGAGGCCCGACUCAAAAACACUUCAUCAGAGAGGAUGGUGGCCAGUGAGGAGCUGGAGGCGCUCAGACAGGAGCUAAAUUCAUCGCUGGUGGAUCGGGACCGUGCCAUCUGUGAGAGGAACGAGCUGCUGGAAAAAUACUGCCAUGAGGUGAAGGACAAAGCGGAGGCACAGAAAGAGCUGAGUCAGGCCUGUAAAGACAUCGAGACCGUGCGGGAGGAGAGAGAUGUGGCCAGGAAAGAGAGAACCGAAGCCAUCAUCCAGAGAGACCAGUUACUGCGGGAAUACUAUCAGGCCAGACAGAAACAAGACUCGGCCACGCUGGACAUGGAGCGUGCCAAUAAAGAGAUUGAGGUAUUGAGGAAGCAGUGUGAGGCCAUGUCCCAGGAGCUGAAGGAGGCUGUGCAGGAGGCCGAGGUGGCCAAGUGUCGCAGAGACUGGGCCUUUCAGGAGAGAGACAAGAUUGUUGCAGAGAGAGAGAGCAUACGGACGUUGUGUGAUAACCUACGCAGGGAGAGAGACCGGGCCGUCAGUGAUCUGGCCGAUGCCCUGCGUAACCUUGACGACAUGAGGAAGCAGAGGAAUGAUGCGGCCAGGGAGCUGAAAGAGCUCAAGGAGAAGAUUGAGAGCCAGUUGGAGAAAGAGGCGAGAUUUUGCCAGCUGAUGGCUCACAGCUCCCAUGAUUCAGCCAUAGACACGGAUUCACUGGAGUGGGAGACGGAAGUGGUGGAGUUUGAGAAGGACAGGGACGACAUGGAUUUGAAGGCACUGGGCUUUGACAUUGCAGAAGGGGUAAAUGAUCCAUAUUUACCAGGGGAUUGUGGGAUAUUUGUGACCAGGGUGGACAAAGGAAGUAUCGCGGAUGGGAGAUUGAGGGUGAAUGAUUGGCUCUUGAAGAUAAAUGAUGUGGACCUGACUAACAAAGACAGGAAACAGGUCAUCAAAGCCGUAGUUAAUGGAGGAGGCCUGAUCAAUAUGGUGGUUCGCAGGAGGAAAUCUUUAGGAGGAAGACUGGUUACUCCUGUCCACAUUAAUCUUAUCGGACACAAAGAAGCCGGUAUCACCCUCGAGGGUGGCGUGUAUGUGGCGGCUAUUGCGCCGGGCAGCCCGGCUGCCAGAGAGGGAUCUCUUACCGUGGGAGACCGCCUCAUUGCCAUAAAUGGGAUCGCUCUGGAUAACAAAUCUCUGAGUGAAUGUGAGGCGCUGCUGAGGGGCAGCAGGGACUCGCUCAGUCUGUCGCUCAUGAAGUUCUUUCCCCAGAGCACAUCAGGGCAGAACAUCUUUGAGAGCCUGAGAGAGGCUGAAAAAUCCAACGGUAGAAUCCACCUGACAGACAUCCAUUCACGGAACAGCAGGAACCUCCGACACAACAGCUCCACUCAGACAGACAUUUACAGCGGGGAAGCUGGAGUCGGCGAGAGAAGAAAGACAAGGACGGACACUGAUGAGAGCAGUUACCACGUGAGAAAGGUUUUCCCUGUGGCCACCCUGCGCCCCAACACCCUGCGCCCGGCAUCAGAGCUGGGGCUGUCCCGUUACAGCGGCAGUGCCUUUCAAGAGGUCUGCUUCAACCGAUCCGAGUCCGUCGGCCCCGAAUGCGUUACCCUGGAGACCACCCUGGAGAAGAAACACAGCGGCGGCACUUGGCCUAAAAUGGUGGUGGGCGUCGCCAUGACAACCGACAGCCCAGCGCAGCUUUCCAUCUACAGGUCACCCAAGCAGAGGAAGUCCAUCUUUGAUGGCGAUGCUUUUAAAAGGCCAGACGCUCCCUCAAAGACAGAUUACCUCUCCGGCCACUCUCCACAGGGCUCGAAAGUCGACUCCGCCCCAACGCCGCCCACACGCAGCGAUUCCUUCAAGUUCAAGCACAAACAUCAGGGCAGCUCCACCUCCGAGUCCACCAUCACCGCAAUCUCUGUCCACGACCCCAAGCAGGAGGACCGGAACGGUAAUCUGUACUUUACAGAGACAGGGCGCGAGGGCAAGGUCUUGAGCUCCAGGAAGUCCUGCGAGGAGGAUAUCGGCCGGAUGCGACCGGAGGAACCGGAGAUGAAGCGGCCUAGGCCUAAAUCGGCUCCGGCGCUCAGACACAGAAUGACACCUCAGGCCAUUCUUCUCCAGAGCUUCCAGAGUUAUUCACAUGAAGGGGACUCGAUGGAGCAGAGAGAGAUGCUACAUUCCUCUCCUAGCCGACCUCACAGACACAGCGUGGGUUUCGUGCCCACAGCCUAUAACGGAACCCUGCCUCCCAACUCAGCACACCGAGGACUAUCCCCCUGUUCUGCCGUAACAGCCGUUAUGAAGAACCCUGUUUACAUGGUCCGGAGCCACAAAGUUCACACUAACAACUGCCCUACAGUCAACAGCCAAAUCAAUCAGCAGCACACACACCCGAGUCCUCAGCAUCAAGGUCAUCUGAGUCUGGACCUGAGCCAGAAACACUCCACAGACUACACGGAGUCAUCCCGGAGCAGCCGGGCCUCACACGGCACCAACUCAUUGCCGUCCAGCGCCAGACUCGGUUCUUCAAAUAACUUGCAAUAUCGCACUGAAAGGAUUAAGAUCCCCUCCACACCACGCUAUCCUCGCUCAGUACUGGGCUCGGACAGAGGGUCGCUGUCUCAUUCAGAAUGCAGCAGUCCCAGUCUCAUCACUCCACCCAUGUCACCUCUUAACCUGGAGACAUCAUCCUUUACCUCCAGCCAGUCUCAAAGCUCCAUCACCACCCUGCCCAGGAUCUCCAUCAGCCCCGUGCCCGCGGGAGAACGAAGAAAAGACAGAUCUCUGUACCGUAACAGAUCCUUUCUGAGAAUUCCUCUGGCUGCUAGGCCUAGGUUCUGCUCUCUCAGAAGCCUGAGGCCAUUCCUGGAGGAGCCACGCAAUGUCAUCGUUCAUAAAGGGGCGGAGCCUCUCGGCAUCUCCAUUGUGAGCGGAGAGAAUGGGGGAAUCUUUGUCUCCAAGGUGACCGGAGGAAGCAUUGCACACCAGGCAGGGCUGGAGUAUGGAGACCAGCUUUUGGAGUAUAAUGGCAUAAACCUGCGGAACGCCACCGAGCAGCAGGCUCGCCUCAUCAUUGGCCAGCAGUGCGACACCAUCACGAUCAUGGCCCAGUACAACCCCCACAUGUACCAACUGGGUAACCACUCUCACUCCAGCUCACGCUUGGAGCCGGCAAGCGCUCAGUCGACUCCUCAGGGCAGCGGAGCCGCCACCCCAGAUAACCACUCCACCAUAGACACCCUCAGCGAACAGGAUGAAGGCACGCUCACGCCAUCCUCCAAACAAACCACGCCCACCACCAGCCCCCACAGAUUCCUCAGAAUGUCAUCAGAGAGCUCUAAGAAACUUCCAGAGCCUCGGCUGGUAACGGUGAGGAAAGCUCAGGCUGAGCUGGGGAUUCAGUUGUGUGGAGGGAACCUGCGGGGGAUCUUUGUGGAAAGGCUUGAAGAGGACAGUCCUGCCAGAGGCGCAGAUGGUCUUGUGCCUGGAGACUUUAUCCUAGAGUAUGGUUCUGUGAAUAUGAAGAACAAGACGGUUGAAGAAGCCUAUCUGGAAAUGCUAAAGCCAGCAGAAACGGUCACGUUUCGAGUCCAGCAUCGUCUAGAGGAGUUCAACCAGGUGAAAGACACUCCUGGUGAUGGAUUCUAUAUCAGAGCACUUUAUGACCGAGUUGCUGAGACUGAGCUCGACCUCUCUUUUAAGAAAGACGACAUCCUUUAUGUCGACGACACGCUACCGAAUGGCAACUUCGGCACUUGGAUGGCCUGGCAACUUGACGAAAACGCACAGAAGAUUCAGAGAGGGCAGAUUCCUAGCAAAUAUAUGAUGGACCAGGAGUUUUACCGCAGACACAGUAUGACUGAACUGAAGGACGAGACCGGCUCCAGCAAGACGCUCUCCGCAGCCGCGAGAAGAUCUUUCUUCCGCAGGAAACAGAAGCACAAACGCAGCAGCUCCAAAGAUGGCAAAGACGUGGUCGCCUUGGACGCCAUCAGCACAGACUCUCUUCCAUUCUUUGAUGACUGUGUGAGUCUGGCCUAUCAGAGAGUGCAGAAGAUCGACUGCACGUCGCCCAGACCCGUGCUGAUCCUGGGACCGCUGGUGGAUGCUGUCAGAGAUAUGCUGGUCAAGGAAUCACCGGGGAAAUUCAGCAGAUGUGUGCUUGAGGUGAUGAAAGCUUCUCAGCAGGCCAUCGAGCGUGGCGUGAAAGACUUUCUCUUCAUCGACUACAAACGGAGGAGCGGCCAUUUUGAUGUCACUACUGUUGCCUCGAUCAAGGAGAUCACAGACAAGGAUUGUCACUGUUUGCUUGACAUUGCGCCUCACGCUAUCGAGCGGCUUCACAGCGUUCACAUUUACCCAAUCGUCAUUUUCAUACGCUACAAAAAUGCAAAACAGAUCAAAGAACAGAAGGAUCCGGUUUAUCUGCGGGAUAAAGUCUCUCAAAAACAUUCCAAGGAGCAGUUUGAGAUUGCACAGAAGAUUGAGCAGGAGUAUAGCAAAUUCUUCACAGGUAUCGUUCAAGGAGGCACCUUGCCCUACAUUUGCACUCAGAUCGUGACUAUUGUGGAUCAGGAACAGAAUAAAGUUUUAUGGACGCCACUGGGCUCUCCGUAGUGGGUCUGAGACGGUCCUUUCUGUGUACUGCCUCUCACCCCGAACUUACAAACACUAGACAUUAUAAACACCACACGCAAAGGUACACUAACACAACGAGCAUCACGUUAAGAUAGUGAUUUUCUUUUUCAAUAUUAAUUUUUAUUACAUUAUAAAUUGUAACAGUUUCUUUGUAUAUACGUGCGCCUGUAUGUAUGAGUGUGUGUGAAUGUGUGCGCUUGCUCGCAUGUGUGUAUGAAAGAUAUAGCACUGAAGUAUUUGUUUGUUUUCUUUGGUCUUCCUGAUGGACGUAUAAUGUUUAGCAAUGCUGCAUUUAAGAUACCCGUUUACAGAGCAGUGAGUCGGUGAUGUGUUAAUCGUCUGUCUGAAUGUGUACUCUCCCUAAUGAAGUCCAGAUCCCCUGCCCUAAAAACGCCCCCUUCUUCAGUUUUACCAAAACUGUAUGCGUGUCAGCCUCCUAGUUUUGCCAUAUCAGCUCAAGGACUCGUGUUUAAGAGUAAUCUGUGGAGAUGUUUAGAUGUCAGUGAUUGUGGAUUUGAAUGGUAUUGCUAUUGCUAUUUGAAUGUAUCGAGUUGAGACGGACAGCAGCUAAGCGGUUUCUACGGGCCAAAUGGGAAGUGCCUUUGGAGCUACACCGAGUGUAUGACAAUGGCAUGAGGUUAAAAGUCUGGUAUCUAAAAAGUUAAACUUGUCAGAUUGCACUCCAGGGCUAGACAGACCACUGUGUUCUAUGAGAUCUCUUAGCAUUCUCAUAGCAGAGCAUAUAUUUAAAGAGAAUAUCCGAUGUAACACUUGUACUCGCGCAUAAGAACUGAAGUACAGGCACACGCUUGCGUGUAUGUAUGCAAUUUCAUCGAAAUAUAUAGAAAUAUAUUUACUGUAUUUUUACUAGGCUUUUAGGCCUAGGGGAGUGUGACAGAGCAGUCAUGUCUUAGCAAAAAUUAGCGUGCGUGUGUGUGUGUGUGUGUGUGUGAGGGAAUGCAUGUGUUUUUGUUUGCCUAUGUCGGUCAGUCACUUUUAUAUGUAAUACCCACUAAUAAACAUCAUAAAGUACUAUGAUGUACACAUGAAACCGGUUUUUCAUUUGCUAUUUAAUUUCUUUAUUCUUGUUUUUAUUAAAGAGGCAAGUUAUGUCUCUAAUGCAGACCAGUAGCCUGACCAUUAAUGUUGUGCCAAAAAAUCCAGUCAUUUUAUUUUUAUUUUUUGCACUUCAACACUAUGAACCCUUAACCAAUGACUAUUUGUAGGUUUCCAAUAUAGGAUGGAAAUAGGUACUAUAAUUUUUACGCUAGAUGUAAUGUUCCUUUUGUGUAUCGCUCCUGCUCCACACAUUUCAUUCAUUGCCUUUUUCUUUUUAAAAGAGAAUCACUACAUGGUGUCAUUUAAAAAGGGAUUUGUUUUGCACAGUUUUGUUUAUCAAAGCAAGAUCAGUCCAUAUGUUAACCAUUGGGUUGAAAUUAGACAUUUUGUUAAGUGAAUCUAAUGUCUAACAAUUUUUCUGAAUAGCUAGUGUACGGUUCAAAUGAGAGUGAUCCAUCUUAACAUGAUUAAGUAUAUAGAAAAUAUUAGAAGACAGGUACUGUUGUUUUCUUUUAUUAUAAAAGAAUGUGAUUUGUAUGAAAAUGUUCACGACAUUAAUCCAAGAAUAAAAGUCAUUUUCUUUAUCAA